This is a messenger RNA of Megachile rotundata (alfalfa leafcutting bee), 1800 nucleotides long. RefSeq names its product beta-parvin (gene parvin). The record is from RefSeq and is a predicted model, not a curated record. Gene Ontology annotation, cellular component: cytoplasm; actin cytoskeleton; focal adhesion. Gene Ontology annotation, biological process: actin cytoskeleton organization; substrate adhesion-dependent cell spreading; cell projection assembly. NCBI's taxonomy places the organism in Eukaryota, Metazoa, Arthropoda, Insecta, Hymenoptera, Megachilidae. Gene Ontology annotation, molecular function: actin binding.
UAUCAUUUGAAGAGUCAAAAAUCAACGAUUGUGUCGCUUUAAUUUUAAAGGUCUAAUUAUCAAAUUUUACCACUGAAAUAAUAUUGUCAUAUUUGAGUACCGAUUUCAGUAUGACAUCAGUGAUCCAAAAUAGAGGUAACAUAAACUGGACAGCUCCGGAAACGAAAUGAAAAGUUUGUAAUGUAUUUUGAGAGAUGACAGAGAUGACGUUUCAGCAGAUUUCCUUAUAACGCGAAUUUCUGUAACGAGUUAUAUUAUUUAUGUAAAAGAAGUUCUUGUGAAGCAUAAUUUUCUGUAACACAAAUUCGUGUAACGUGUAAAGUGUUACCGCGUUAUACGGGUGUCUUCUGAGCGAUAUUAUGGAAUGAUGGCGUCUCCGCGACCAAAGUCACCUCGACCACCCAUAUCUACGAAAAAAGAUGAAAAAGAAGAGAGUUUUUGGGAUAAAAUUGGUACAUUGGGCCGGAAAAAGCGUAUUAAAGAAGUGCAAGAAGUACAAGAAGAAGGAAAAUAUGCAAUCGAUUCACCAGGAUAUGCUGCUAAUCCAGAAAUGCCACCGGAAGAAUAUGCAUUGGAUGAAAAUGAAGAACGUUCCAUGAUAGAGCCUAGAUCUUUGGAGGAUUCUAAGCUGAAAGAACUGAUAUUUGUAUUGAUAGAAUGGAUCAAUGAUGAGUUAGCUGAUCAACGCAUUAUUGUAAAAAAUAUUGCAGAGGAUUUGUAUGAUGGACAAGUACUGCAGAAGCUUUUAGAAAAGCUAACAGGAGAGAAAUUGGAUGUACCAGAAGUAACGCAAUCAGAGGAAGGACAAAAACAAAAGUUAGCUGUUGUUUUAUCAACUGCUAAUCGUGUACUGUGUCGUUAUCCUCCUUAUAAAUGGAGUGUGGAAUCAGUCCAUUCAAAGAAUAUCAUCGCCAUUUUACAUUUAUUAGUCGGUUUAGCGAGACAAUUUCGCGCGCCUGUUAGGUUACCUGAAAGAGUAGCUGCGCAAGUCGUAGUCGUGCGUAAAAAAGAUGGUCAACUGAUACACAGAACAAUCAGGGAAGAAAUUACGUCGACAUACGACGAUUUGGGAAUGCGUUGCGAGCGCGACGCUUUUGAUACUCUUUUCGACGAUGGGCCUGAUAAGUUAGCAGUCGUUAAAAGAUCAUUGAUUACUUUCGUUAACAAACAUUUGAGUAAGGUACACUUGGAAGUAACGGAUUUAGACACACAGUUCCACGACGGUGUUUUCUUAACACUUCUGCUGGGACUUCUGGAAGGUUUUUUCGUACCUUUAGGUAGUUUUCAUUUGACACCUAAAACACACGACCAGAAGGUGCAUAAUGUUUCAUUCGCGUUCGAUAUUAUGCAAGAUAUUGGAUUACCCAAACCCAAAGCUCGGCCAGAAGAUAUCGUAAACUUGGAUCUGAAGUCAACUCUGCGCGUGUUGUACAAUUUAUUCACAAAGUAUAAAAGCAUGAAUUGAAGAAAUGCUUCGAAAACGUAAUAAAACUGAACGCAAUAAAGAUGAACGAGUUAACAUUGCGGUUAACGAUAUCACUAACGCACUAACCAAAGAACGUAGCUUUCGUAUCGGAAGGGAGCAGUGCCUUUUGAAAUGGUCAUUGAUAUUAUAUGGUUGUAAAGUACUGUGAGAGAAGAAAAAGCGGAGACCAUGUAAAAGGAAAAAAUGAUACGUUCAAUAUUUCUCCGAGAUUCUAAUUUUUAUAACGUUGUUAUUUAAAUCGAGACUAAGAUCUACAAUUUUGUAUAUUCUCGAUAAAUUUUAUAAACCGAGAAAAUAUAAUAUUAACAUUUGAA